Molecule: messenger RNA, 3059 nt
Organism: Rhopilema esculentum
Lineage: Eukaryota; Metazoa; Cnidaria; Scyphozoa; Rhizostomeae; Rhizostomatidae
Source: RefSeq, a predicted model, not a curated record
UUUUCUUCCCUAUUUGCAUUUAAAGGGCUACUGCAAUGAAAAUAUCGACCCAGAUUUUAUUUGAUUUUCUGAAAAUUCAGUAUUUUCUGAGUGCAAUGGUAUCUUUCUCGUCGACCUUUUCAUUUUUCUUAUGGAUUUUAUUGCCUUUUGAAAGUGGGCAGGUCGUGCGAAAAAAACGCGCCAUGUGUGACGUCACAAUUAUGAUCACCUCGAUUAACUUCAUAUACAAACCACUGAUAAAUUCUGACCGGUCUGGUGGAUAAGGUGCUGAUUUUUUCGUAUAUAAAGUAUUUCCACCAAAAAGAUGUCAGAAAGUAAUACUAGUGACCAUGAAAGUAUUUCGACAGCGGGUAUUUCUUCGGAAACCUCGGAUGAAGAGAAUUACGGGGUUGUUCUUCUGGGAGCUGCUGCUCCUUAUCAAGACGAGCCGUUGGCUAGGCCAGGGGGAGGACAACAAGACAACAGGGAUGACAAAGAUGGUCUUUCUCGUGAAACGUUGGCAGCUCGUUACGAAGGCCGUCAUUUUGUUGAAGAAUGGUGCCGUUGUGGAGAAUGUCAUAUCGACUUAUUAACUGGUUCGUUGGAGUACCGAUGUUGCCGGGAAGUCCAAGAGGCGAUCGAGAAACUGGUGGGCGUUGCAGAAGACACCCGAUGUAUCACAGCGUUUGAGGGUUACAAGUCAAUGACAUGUAAUGUGGUUCUGACAAAUGUGAGCCCGUUACUCAAGGGGAGAGACGGGAAGAAAUACAAGAAAAGAGCCGAUCAGAGCGAGAAUGGGUUCAUGAGGGCUGUUGGCUACAGAUGGGUUGCAAGAUACCUGUUUGGUUACCUAGGAUGGAGCAACACUCGCCCAUUGCCUGCAUGCAUUUACAAUGAUUUAAGAUCGCGAUAUCCAACAAAUCAAUCCAAAGGUUACAUGUCAUCUCUGGAACGGGUUUGAAUAUAAUAUUGAAAAAAGUCAGCUGUUAUUCUUUGAAAAAUUUUAACUUGGUAAAGGAAGUUUAAGGUUUCUUUUCCACAAAAGGGAACUAAUAAUUAGAACAUCUAUUUGAAAGGUAGAAAUGAUAUGGUUUUCUUAAACUUUUUUCACUAUGUUCAAAUCUGAGUGUAUAAGCAUACCAAAAUCAAACAAGCAAACAGGUUAUCAAGAUAAAGCAGGUGAAGGACAUUUUCCUCGUGGAUGACCCUUCAUGGGUUGAUGACAUUUGCGACAAGUGCGUGUGCAGUGUUCCUUUUUGCUAUUCAUCUGUUGCUGCUCAUCCUCUUUAAGUUUGUAUUGCUGGUUUGCUGUAAACAUAUUGUUAAAAUUAUUGCAUCCAUGUUUUCUAGGCUACUAUGCAAGGUUCUAUGUUUAUUACCCCUAUAAAGAGUUAUGCUCCAAAUGUCACAAUAAUAUUUAACUUUCAAAUGUACAAAGUUGUUGUUUAAUUAUAUAUAUUUUUUGUUAUUAUUCAUGGACAUGCAACACGCUAAACUAUAUUUACUGUAUGUUUAUUGCAUGUUAUCUAUUUAAUUCCUAUAAAAAUGAACACUGGUAUCAAUACAAUCAGGUUUGGUAAAAACAAUUUCUAUACCAUCUGGGAAAAGUGUCGUUGCUGUCUGUUUUCUUUGAAGGUGGUGUCCGAUAGCUUCUGCCUUUGAUUUUUUCCUUUCAAAUUGCCUGUCUAACGGUUCAGGCUCAUGUUCUUUGCUUAGGUCAAAGAUGUAUUUCAUUUCUUUCAAUGUGCUGGAGAGCAUUGUAUUCUUGAUAUCACACACAUAUCCUGUCAUGUAAAGGAGUAUAUAUGUAUGAUAUUAUAUUACAGAAUACAUACAGUUUGAGACAAUUAGACAUUCAACAAUUAGAAAUACAAUGAUCACAAUUUCCCAAUGUUCUGCUUACUAUAUGUUGGUGGAACAGCUACUUCUUUAACUACUUCUUCUCCAAGCUUGAAUUUUGGGUACACAACAUUGUAUUGAAGUGAACCAUCUUGCAAUUGGUUUUGCUGUCUCAAAACAUUCUCAUUGAAAUGACAAAUGGCAAGAAUAUGCCUGAAAUGACAAAUGACAAGCUAUCAAAUUAGAUAUUUCACUGAUAUUCAAAGAAUCAUAUCACUCAAAAGUAAAUACAUAUGAAGGAAUAGAAGAAUACACAGAAGAACAAUUUUUCCAAAUAUGUUCAAAUAUCCAGCUCUGUUUUUAGGUAGAUUAUUCAAAAGUGACAUUCUUGUGAUUUUUUCCUUGAAUGACAAUGAAAAUGAAAAAAUUGAUAGGGACUUUGAAAUUUAUGAGGAAUAGUUGACAUAUUUCAUUUAUACCUGCACUUUGUACCAAGCCAAGAAAAGUGUGUCAUUUUUGGGUGCCAUUGGUUCAAGAGGGAAUGGAAUGCUUCCAGACAGCUGGUUUGUGCAUCACUUGAAAGUUUGCGUACAUCCUCAAUUACUUGAUGGUUCAGAAUGAUUGUUUUCAGACGGUCAUAUGGCUGAGUUCCUGUGGAGAAUUAGAAAACAUUUGGUAAAUGUUGUCUAAAUUUCAUUUAUUUGCAAUAUAAUUAACUAGUGUGUGCAUAAAACACUUAGAAGUUCCUUUAAUUAAAAUUAAACAUUCCAAGAACCUUUUCAAAAAAGAAAUGUUUGCAAAAAAGAUUAAUAUAUAAACAUACCAACAUAAAUCCAAUCCCGUGCCUCUAGUUCAUCAUGAGCACAUUCCUUGUAAAUUUCAUUAGGAUGAUUAUCAUGCUUGUCGGCAACGUGCCUGAUCAAUGACGCCCACUUUGCAACAAUGAGAUUACCAAAGCCUUGCUGUGUUGAAGUGGCCGACCAGUACAGGUGCUUCUUUAUUGCCUUCAUCCAACGUAAUAAAAUUUCGUUCCCUUUCUCCUGUCCCACAGUUCUAAUCUUCUUAGAAAUGCCUUUGCAGACAUGCCAAAGAUCAUAGAAAUGUGUUGUUUGUGGUUCACAUUCACGAAUCCAUUUGGCAAUGGUUCUGUGGCGGUCACUGACAAAUAUGGAUAUGUUUAAAUUGUUAUCCUUGAUAAACUUGAAUGCACGCUGUGCCCCGACUGGCUCCAUGUUGUUACU